This is a messenger RNA of Perkinsus marinus ATCC 50983, 1685 nucleotides long. RefSeq names its product Inner membrane transporter, putative. Gene Ontology annotation, molecular function: transmembrane transporter activity. The record is from RefSeq and is a predicted model, not a curated record. Bases 24 to 1583 code for a protein of 519 amino acids. The transcript has a single exon. Lineage: Eukaryota; Perkinsozoa; Perkinsida; Perkinsidae. Gene Ontology annotation, cellular component: membrane. Gene Ontology annotation, biological process: oligopeptide transport; transmembrane transport.
ACCUUACUUGCUGAAAUUUGAUCAUGGUAAAGCACGGUAGAUCCCUUUCUUGGACGGACCCAUCGGGUAAUGUUUACCAUUACUAUGACAAUCCCAUGUUCAAGGCCGUGGUAUUCGUUCUGUUACAAGAGCUGUGUGAGCGGUUGGCAUUCUAUGGACUUACUCCGAAUCUCCAGACUUUCUUAAAGGAAUUUCUGGGGUACACCGAUACUACCGCCAACUCUUACAUUUCUAGUUUCAAUGCAAUCUUGUACGUGACCCCUUUGAUAUCAGCCUCAUUGGCCGAUACUAUUCUGGGAGUCUACAUCACCAUUCUGAGCUUCUCGUUGGUCUACUUGUGUGGCUUUGUCCUGCUGACCAUUUCGAGUAUCCCCUCGGUACAUCAGCCGUGGAUGAUUCACACAUCAUUGUUGGUUCUCAUCCCUCUAGGUGGUGGCGGUAUCAAGAGCUGUGUUAACAUUAUGGGCGCCCACCAAUUUCACCCCGAGAUCCACAAGUCCCUAAUUACCCGUUAUUACACAUAUUUCUAUGCGUCGAUCAAUCUAGGUGCUAUUGUUGGCGGUAUUGUGACUCCUAUCUUACUACAAGAGAUCUCAUUCACCGCAAGUUUCCUUUUUCCCACUAUUUUCUUCAUUAUAGCAACCAUUAUUUUCGUCGGUGGUGGUCUCAUGGGUAGAUAUGUUCGUCCGAAGCCACAGGGCUCGGCAGUUAUUCAAAUCAUGAAGGUUGGUGUGGCCUCUAUCCUGAAGUGCUCUCUUGAGAAGAAUAAAGAGUCAAAUGGUGGCAAGUUCAAGGAUGGUUUCAUUGAAGAUGUCAAAGCACUCCUGAGGUUGAUACCACUCUUCUCUCUAAUCAUACCUUUCGUGAUGGCCUAUAACAACAUGACCACUGCCUUCUUAACCCAAGCCCAGAAGAUGGAUAGGAAUACCCUCGGGUGGCAGAUUCCACCUGCUAUGAUGCAAAAUGUGGAUCCAAUAGCGGUUGUCGUUAUGUCACUCGUUGUUGAUGGUGUCGUUUAUCGUCUACUAAGGAAGCACAAUAAGAUGCCUCCCGUGUUGGGAAGGUUUUGCAUAGGUUGUUGCUGGGGAGCUUUGUCACUCCUAUGUGCCCUUAUUGUGGAAUUGGUCAUUAAGUCACGUCCUGUAUUCACGGUAUCGAUUUGGGCCCAAGUACCUCAAUUCUGGUUUAUCGCUACUGGUGAGAUUUUCCUCAUUUCGACAUCAUACGAGAUUGCAUUCACCCACUCCCCGAGUUCCCUCAAAGCUGUCGCCUCCGCUGUUAACUUGUGCUUCUUCGCAAUUUCCAGCGCGUUGUCAGCUGUGUUGUUCGAUUUGGCCGAGCCCUGGCUGCCCAAUUUUCUACCAGAUAACCCCACUCGCGAGUCGGUGGCAGGAGCUCAUUAUGAUUACUACUAUCUUGUAUUGAUUGGUCUUUGUCUCUUUGGAGCUAUCGCGUCCUUGUCGUUGCUUCCAUAUUUCAACAAAGUGGCGCGGAAGAAUGCUGAGAGGCAAGCUGAGGCUGAUAAAGAGCGGGAGGAAGAAGCCAGAAUUGCCUCCUCUGAAGAGGUUGUCGACUCUCAGUGAGUCUGUUGGAGUUGCGAUUAAACUUUACAUUCGGUCCUAGUCAAGUAUCGUCAUUCAAGUCAGGAAUAGGGUCGGUUAUUGUCCCAUUCGAAGUCUCAUGUU